GCUCAACGCAUGCUGUAAUAUAUGGGGCCAAUGUGGCAUAACUGCGGACUUCUGUGUUGAUACAAACACUGGGGCCCCGGGAACGGCUGAGCCAGGAACCUACGGCUGUAUAUCGAAUUGUGGGAUGGACGUUGUGAAAGGAUCUGGGUCUGGGGAUGUCAAAAUCGCCUACUAUGAAGGCUACUGCCUUAGUAGGAAGUGCCUCUUUCAGGAUGCUUCGCAGAUUGAUACCUCGCAAUACACGCACUUUCAUUUCGGCUUCGGAACACCGACCGACUCUUGGGAGGUUGAGACAGGGGAUACACUGUCCACCUACAAUUUUGGCGAGUUCAAGAGAAUCACAGGAGCCAAGAGAAUCCUUUCCAUUGGUGGGUGGGACUUCUCAACCAUGCCUGAAACAUACAAAAUUUUCCGUAAUGGUGUUAAACCAGCGAACAGGCUAACGAUGGCGACAAAUAUUGCCAACUUCAUCAAGGACAAUGACCUUGAUGGUGUCGAUAUCGACUGGGAAUAUCCAGGGGCGCCCGACCUCCCUGAAAAUGACCCUGGGACGGAGGAAGACGGUCCAAACUACCUGGCAUUCCUUGUCGUUCUCAAAAAUCUCUUGCCGGGAAAGUCCGUCUCCAUUGCCGCACCGGCAUCCUACUGGUACCUGAAGCAGUUCCCCAUAAAGGACAUGGCUAGGAUCGUCGACUACAUUGUCUAUAUGACUUAUGACCUUCACGGCCAGUGGGAUGCGCAUAACAGCAACUCACAGGAAGGCUGUGAUACGGGUAAUUGUCUGCGCAGCCAGGUGAAUUUGACGGAAACUAAACAGUCUUUGGCAAUGAUUACUAAGGCAGGUGUCCCUGGCGCAAAGGUCAUUGUCGGUAUUACGAGCUAUGGCCGAUCCUUCAAGAUGGCAGACCCAAAUUGCUGGGGGCCCGAUUGUCCUUACACUGGCGACCGCUUGAACUCUGACGCGAAGAAGGGCGAAUGUACUAAUACAGCUGGUUACCUUGCUGGCGCGGAAAUUGACGAUAUCAUAAAAGAUUCCUCUCGGGUCGUCAAAAGCUAUGUCGAUACGACCAGCAAUAGCGACAUUCUCAUUUACGAUAAGGAUGAAUGGGUCGGUUACAUGAGCACCGCCACAAAAAGGGCCCGCACCACCCUGUAUAGCGCUUGGGGUUUGGGUGGAACCUCUGACUGGGCCAGCGACCUGCAAACCUAUCAUGAUGUUCCCAAGCCGGCGACAAGCUGGGCCAACUUUAUCCAGCUCGCCAAAGCAGGGGAGGACCCUAAGACUGACCAAACACGUACCGGAAACUGGACCUCGUAUAACUGCAGUAACGAUAAUGUUGCAAAUCUAUUCGACUUCACACCCUCAGAGCGGUGGAAGAACAUGGACACAGAUACGGCGUGGCGUGACAUAAUCCGAAUCUGGAAAGACACCGAUCAACCGCGCCAUAUGACUUUCAUGGAAUCUGUUGAGAGUACCACCCAUUUCAAGCGUCAGGCCUGCAAUAAUAUAAAGUCCUCGAGCUGCAAUUCCGUUGGUUGCGAAGACGCUGCAAAUGGAGACCACUCUGGCCCCGCAGCCUUUCUCAUCCUGGACUCAAUGGCCCAAAUUCACGAGAUGUACAAGCAAUACUACACUGCCUUAUUCGACUCUCUUGGUCUUGUCGGUACAGCACUGGACGAUAUGGAAAACAAAUUUGCGCCUAUCCCACCAGAAGAAGAUAACACCUGGCUCAACAUCCUUAUUGACAUGAUCACUCUCGGCGCCCUAGGCACUGCAGGGCCGCUGUUCAACACAAUGCUGAAGGACUACGCUUGGUUCUCUGGCAGCGCCCUGGACAAUACAAAGGACACAACCAUGACCCUCCUUGGACAAGGUACGACUACCGCCAAGGAAGUACUACCUCCGGCUAGUAAGCCCAAAUGGUCGCCGGAGGGACAAGAUGAAUUUUCUGCCUAUCUAGGGCAAGUGGUGUGGGGCUGGUCUAAUGUCACAUCGCUAGCGUUGGAUGACCUCUUCGGUGGAAAGGACACGAGCAUUGAUACCCUCUGGGAAGUCAUAUCAGAUGGCAAGCUCAUCGAGGGUAAGAUGGAUACUGACCCCCCUGAAUCUGGAAAUACCCAGAAUGAGCUGCUUGCCAAUAUUAAUAAAUGCGUCGUCGGCUUUGCAUUGCCCGCAUUGUGGCGCCAAGCUGGAUCUUAUACGUUUAUCAUUGAUUCAGGUCAGUCUUGCGACGAUGACCCGGACAUCAGCGAGUACUUGGACGACGAUACUAUUGAUGCCACGGGUGUCUGCGUUGACAAUCGACAAUACUACCUCGCAUAUCCGGAUGGCCCUGCGACUGACUGUACUUGCAAGAUCAUCAACGAUUCCGGCCCCUGUCAAACGGUCUGCAAAGACAGCAAAUUCUCUGCUCCCGAAGGAAUCCAAUACAUCUCUGGCGACAACAGCUACUACGGCAUCACGACCAACGAGCUGGUCAAGGGCUCUGUCCGGACCUGGAUAGCUAACGGGAGGGAGAACGGCGCUAGCAUAGCAGAUCCCACGAAUCACGGCACCAUGUCUGAUCUGAUAGACGUGGAUGUUACAACGCCCGGCUUCAUGCGGAUUCCUGUUUGUAGCCCCGCCCGCGCCUUCCAAUCCUGGGAUACGGUCGACAAAGACUCAAGCCCGAACUGGCCCUGCGAUAUCCCGCCUGGUAAAGAUGAGUGCGGUGAGUCAACCUUUGUGGACCAAACUAGCGAUGCAUCACCAAAGGUAGAAGACUGCCGGCAGAUCAUCAAGAACAUCGAGGGCGAUGCAUCCACUAGCUGGACGACCCAGGUUGUCGGCCAUAACCAGCGCGAGAUUGCCAGUCACGCAUCCUGUCACUUUGGCGUUGAGGCUACUAAGACCAACGGAAAUGUCAAUUUCAAGGUCGGCGGGCAGGAUGUCAUUGAUAUUAUCAAUGAUGCUAUCGACAAAUUUGCUAGGGAUGGGCUGGUCGGCGCAAAGGGAAACAUGGAUUGCAAUGGUAAUGUAAAGAGUGAGCCGGUGCUGUGGGGGAUAUACUAGGAAUGUGUAAGCGCUAUACUGCUGGCCGAAAAUGACAUGUCGGCUUAUCUUGCGAAGGGGAUGGAGAUGUUUGUUUGACUAGAAUGUGAUGUUAUAUACUAUGUGUUGAGGCAGUCAUGUAGGCUUAGUCACGUGCGUGGCACGCAG
This is a messenger RNA of Aspergillus neoniger CBS 115656, 3199 nucleotides long. RefSeq names its product glycoside hydrolase. The coding region runs from base 125 to 3052 and encodes 975 amino acids. Gene Ontology annotation, biological process: carbohydrate metabolic process. NCBI's taxonomy places the organism in Eukaryota, Fungi, Ascomycota, Eurotiomycetes, Eurotiales, Aspergillaceae. The transcript has a single exon. The record is from RefSeq and is a predicted model, not a curated record. Gene Ontology annotation, molecular function: chitin binding; hydrolase activity, hydrolyzing O-glycosyl compounds.